Messenger RNA from Penicillium maclennaniae, 2481 nucleotides. It is a transcript of the gene pxa1, whose product is annotated as putative peroxisomal ABC transporter (PXA1). The record is from RefSeq and is a predicted model, not a curated record. Gene Ontology annotation, cellular component: peroxisomal membrane. Gene Ontology annotation, molecular function: ABC-type transporter activity; long-chain fatty acid transmembrane transporter activity; ATP hydrolysis activity. The transcript has a single exon. Bases 1 to 2481 code for a protein of 826 amino acids. NCBI's taxonomy places the organism in Eukaryota, Fungi, Ascomycota, Eurotiomycetes, Eurotiales, Aspergillaceae. Gene Ontology annotation, biological process: very long-chain fatty acid catabolic process; fatty acid beta-oxidation; peroxisome organization.
AUGGCCGCCCAGUCGACACUCCGUCGCCCGGAGGACCCGCUCCUGGCGCUCUACCAACACUAUUCGGACUUAAUACGUUCUCGACUUCAUAAGACCUCAAAAGCCACCCGUCUCGUCGCAACAAUCUUGUUACUUCUAUCGAUCGUUGGCUCAGGAUACGGAGGAUACAGAUGGUUCCGAGAGCGCGCGAAAGAACGAGCGCAAGGUCGCCGAUUGCUGCGUCGCAACUCGGGCAUCCGAGGAAAAGAUGGAUCUCGAACCAUCUAUGUACCUUACAAGGGGUCUCGAACCUCGAAGGUGUUGAUUCAUCCGACCAAGCCCACCACAUUCGACGCCCACCGUCGAUUAUUCCUGAACCCUCCAGCCUCCGCUCGCAGUAUGGAAGAGGGCGCAGCGAGCCAAAUACCUCCGCCAACAACGAAGCCCGGCUUGAAUCUGGCAUUUCUACACCAGUUCCUAAGCUUAGGGAGUAUCAUGGUGCCACGAUGGGGAAGCAAGGAAACAGGUCUGCUCAUGGGCCAUGGCGUAUUUCUCCUGCUGAGAACAUAUUUAUCGUUACUUAUUGCACGCCUUGAUGGCGAAAUUGUGAGAGAUCUGGUCGCUGGUAAAGGAAAGGCUUUCACCUGGGGCAUCCUUAAAUGGCUCGGUAUUGGCACGCUGGCCUCCUAUACCAAUGCGAUGAUCAAAUUCCUCCAAUCAAAGGUCUCGAUCGCCUUCCGAACCCGACUAACAAGAUACAUUCAUGAUCUCUAUCUCACAGAUAAUAACAAUUAUUACAAGCUGAUGAACACCGAUGGUGGUAUUGGCCAGGGUCCCGACCAAUUCAUCACCCAGGACCUUACUUUGUUCUGCACUGCAGCUGCUUCGCUAUACUCUUCCAUGGGUAAACCUAUGGUGGAUCUAUUUGUAUUCAACUACCAGCUCUACCGCUCUCUUGGUCCUCUUGCUCUGACUGGAAUUCUCGCUGGCUAUUUCAGCACGGCCGUGGUGCUCCGGAAGUUGUCACCGCCAUUCGGAAAAUUGAAGGCAGUCGAAGGUAAGAAGGAAGGUGACUUCCGAGGCCUGCACUCUAGGCUCUUGGCAAAUGCCGAGGAGAUCUCGUUCUAUGGCGGUGCCGAUACUGAACGACUGUUCUUGGUCCGAAGCUUCAAGGACUUGCAGCGCUGGAUGGAAGGCAUUUACAGCCUGAAAAUCCGCUAUAACAUGCUUGAGGACAUGAUUUUGAAGUACUCGUGGUCCGCCUUUGGUUACUUGGUGACCUCUCUGCCCAUUUUCCUCCCCGCCUGGGGCGGCACAGGAGGUGUCUCGGAGUUGGCAGAUAUUCAAGAAGAAGGGGCGGGUCGUGAACGCGGCCGGAUGAAGGACUUUAUUACCAACAAGCGUCUUAUGCUUUCGCUUGCUGAUGCAGGUGGCCGUAUGAUGUACAGUAUCAAGGAUAUCUCGGAGCUUGCAGGCUACACUUCCCGUGUCUACACGCUCAUCUCCACCCUCCACCGCGUCCAUGCCAACGCUUACUACCCACCGCGGGGCACACACCCUGAGCUCUACUCUCUCGCUGAUUCCCAGGGCACCAUUCACAAUGGAUUUGACGGUGUGCGCCUGGAGCAGGUCCCUAUUGUGGCACCUUCGAUUUAUCCAAUGGGCGGCGACGAGCUCAUUGAGCAGCUGUCGUUCAUUGUCCACGCGGGUGACCACCUUCUUAUCUCCGGUCCCAAUGGCGUCGGCAAGUCUGCCAUUCCCCGCAUUGUGGCCGGACUGUGGCCCGUCUACCGCGGACUUGUCAGCCGUCCCCGAGGAUUCGGACUCGAUGGUAUCAUGUUCCUUCCGCAGCGACCUUACCUGAGCGUGGGUACCCUACGAGAUCAGGUUCUUUAUCCUCACACUGAAAUCGACAUGCACGAAGCCGGGGAAUCGGACGCUAGCUUACAGAAGAUCCUGGAUGCUGCGCAUCUAGGCUACCUGCCCUCUCGUGAAGGUGGAUGGGAUGCUCGCAAAGAAUGGAAGGACGUUCUGAGUGGGGGAGAGAAGCAGCGCAUGGCGAUGGCUCGACUCUUCUACCACGAGCCCCGAUACGCCUUCAUUGACGAAGGCACCUCAGCCGUCUCUUCCGAUGUGGAAGGUCUGCUUUAUGAGCGGGCAAAGGAGCGUGGCAUUACUUUGAUAACUAUCUCCACUCGUGCAUCUCUGAAGAAAUACCACACCUUCAAUCUCACUUUGGGUAUGGGAGCUGAGGGUGAACAGUGGGAGUUUGAGAGAAUCGGCACCGAGAAGGAGAAGCUUGGCGUCGAGAAAGAGAUACAAGAGCUCCGCAAGCGUCUCGACAAGGUCGAUGAAUGGAAGCAACGCCGCGAGGAAAUUGAGCAGGAGCUGUGUAAGGUUUGGACCACCGAUGGCGAAAUUGCGCCUCCGCCUUACCAGGAAUCGGAGCAUGCAUCAGUGGAACUGGUUUCUACGGCCUCGGUUGAAGGAACCACGACCUAA